AUUAAUGAAUUAAUUGCGUUAAUUGCUGGGAGCACUAUAUCCCUCUUUGAGACAUCUCAAAGCCAAGUCGUUUAUAAUAUGAAUGGAAAAUACAGAAAAAAAUGGCCUCAAGCAGCCAACUACAUACAUACUGCAUAAUGAGUAAAAGAGUGUAUGUGGUAUUAUUCUGACACAGCAGGUACAGUGCGCGGGUUCGGACGCACACGCAGAUGCCCAAUAUUGCACUUGACGCAUGAAGGUUGGUGGGAGGAGCUUCGAGCAUAUUUCCCGAGCGGACUGUGGAACUCCAAUGCAUGUAGCGCAAACAGGGUUCAGAAGACACGACAGAGGAACAGCUCUUUUCCUCUCUAGGAAAAGGACGUCUGCGGGAAAAUGAAUUUGGAUAAAGUUUUUAAGGCUUUCCAAGACACGACAGCGCAGUUCUGAAAAAUGUACAGCCUGGAAAACCCUUUCACUGAUAAUCCUCGGGGCUUCAUUUCUUCCUGAGGGCAAAGAGGGAAAGUGUGACAUUUCCUCUGGUCUGACUGAGCUCUGGAACUUUGAGCAUGCCGGUUUUGGAGAGGAAGCCAUCAAGGGACCAAGGGGAUCACAGUGGCCUCCCUAAGUUGCCUGUCCCAGCAUUACAGCAAACAUUAGAUAUGUAUUUAAAAUGCAUGAGACAUCUGAUCCCUGAAGAGCAGUUCAGAAGGACCAAGGCGAUUAUUGAGAAGUUUGGAGCUCCUGGUGGGGUGGGAGAGAGACUUCAGAGAAAACUACUGCAAAGAAGAGAGGUUAAAGCUAACUGGGUAUAUGACUACUGGGUUGAAGAUAUGUAUUUGAAUAACAGAUUAGCACUACCUGUUAACUCCAGCCCUGCUAUGGUCUUCCCAAAGCAGAACUUCAGGACUCCAGGUGAUGUACUCAGAUUUGCAGCUCAUCUAAUUUCAGGUGUAUUAGAAUACAAGGGUCUGAUUGAUGGACAUGCCCUACCAGUGGACUUUGCCCGCGGCCAAUUAGCUGGCACGCCACUGUGUAUGGAGCAGUACUACAGGCUCUUCAACUCCUACCGCCUACCCGGGCCAAAGACAGACACCCUGGUGGCGCAGAAGAGCUGUGUAAUGCCAGAACCAGAGCAUAUCAUAGUGGCCUGUAAAAACCAGUUUUUUGUUCUUGAUGUGGUCAUCAACUUCCGGAGGCUCAAUGAGAAAGAUCUGUUCACUCAGCUGCAGAAGAUAAUGAAGAUGGCUGAGAGCAAGGAGGAAAACUUCCCUCCUAUUGGACUGCUCACCUCAGAUGGGCGGACCGAGUGGGCAGAAGCUCGUAGUGCUCUCAUUAAAGAUUCUACCAACAGGGACUCUCUGGAUAUGAUUGAGCGUUGCCUGUGUUUGGUGUGCUUGGAUGAACCAUGUGGCAUGGAUCUGAGUGACACAAACCGAGCCAUGAUGAUGCUCCAUGGAAGAGGGGAGGACAAGAAUGGAGGAAACCGCUGGUAUGACAAGCCCAUGCAGUUUAUAGUAGGUGCAGACGGGUGCUGUGGUGUUGUUUGCGAACAUUCAGCCUUUGAGGGAAUCGUGCUGGUCCAGUGCACAGAAUAUUUACUGAAGUACAUGAGAGGCAGCCCUUCAAAGUUGGUGCGAGCAGCAAGUGUGAGUGAGUUGCCAUCUCCAAGGCACCUGCACUGGAAAUGUUCUCCAGAAAUCCAAAAAUUCCUCAGCUCUUCAGCAGACAAAUUACAGCGGCUUGUCAAAAAUCUAGACAUGAAUGUCCACAAGUUCAGCAGUUAUGGUAAAGAGUUCAUCAAGAAACAAAAAAUGAGUCCUGACGCUUACAUACAAGUGGCUCUGCAGUUUGCAUUUUACAGAUGUCAUGGAAGACCUGUGCCAACCUAUGAGAGUGCAUCAAUCCGCCGCUUCCAGCAGGGUCGAGUGGAAAACAUUCGCUCUUCUACCGCUGAGGCCUUGGAAUUUGUGAAAGCCAUGACUGAUAAAAAGUCCAGUCUGAUGGAUGCUGAGAAGAUGGAGAAGUUAUGUGAUGCUAUUAAGGCCCAAACCAAUUAUACAAUACUGGCUAUUACAGGGAUGGCAAUAGACAAUCACUUACUUGGACUGCGAGAAAUCUCUAAGGAGCUCAACCUGGAGAAGCCAGAGAUUUUCACAGAUGAGACCUACAUCAUCAGCAACCAAUUCAUCCUCUCCACAAGUCAGGUUCCUACGACUGUGGAGAUGUUUUGCUGCUAUGGCCCCGUGGUCCCUAAUGGCUAUGGAGCCUGCUACAAUCCCCAGUCGGACCACAUCAUUUUCUGUGUGUCCAGUUUCUGUGACAGCCCCGAGACCUCUUCAGACAUGUUUGUGAAAGCUCUGGUGGAGUGCCUGGGGGAGAUGCAGGAUCUGUGUAACACUCAAGCCAAGCAUUAUAACACCAGAGACAGGACUGAAGAGGCCAAUGAAGCUGUGAGGGAUAGAGGAAAGUCAUAAUAUACACGCUUAUAAAUGGGUCCUUCAAGGAUUCUUUAAGGGUUCAUUGGAUAAUUAAGGGUUUUUAGCUUCUGAAAAGAAUUCUACUUGGAACCCUUUCUGGCAGGGAAACACACUGUUGUAGGGGCCAUAGAGGACCUUUAAGUGUUCUCCCUGAAGGAAGAACCCAUAGGAGUGUAUCUGAGAAGUAAAUGCCCACCAGGGGUUUCCAUCCGAAUUAUUAACUUUUAUUCUACCAUAAGAUGAGUAGUGUAAUUUAGCUAUUGUGUCCAAAACUCCAAAGACUAAUAUACUAUUAUUAUGCGGUAGAUAAAAUAUUAAUGUGUGUGUAACAUAAUACAAAAGAUUUUUGUGGUGCCAAAAAACAAGCUGUGAGUUUUGUACUACUACAAAGACUAGAUAAAAAGACUAAACAAGAAUUCCAGAUUGUUAGAAAGUAUUUACCCUAACAUCAGCGGAUUGCAAGGUCAAAUCCUGAUGAUGCCAGGAUGUUGUUUGGGAGUCCAAGAAAACAAACUUGGCCAUGCUAUCGGGGUGAGAGGGAUGGCAUUUCUCUCUCUCCUCUGUCAAUCAGAGUGACACUAACCAAUGGUAGGUGUCUGUGAGGUCAUUGUGUGUGGAAGAGAGUAGAUAACGCUUUCCUCCCAGCUUUACUGUGAUGUAGCACAAGCAGCAGUUUGAAAAGAUGCAGUUGGCGGUCUUCAUGUAUGUCAGAGGAAGCACACGCUAGCCUUCACCCUCUACAGUUGGUCCAUGUUGUGUGAUAAAGGAGAGCUGGCUAGUGAGUGAGAAUUGGCAAGUGCCCAAAUUGGAGGAAAAUGAACAGAGGCUUUAAUACAGAUUGUAUAAACUAAAAUUGAAUUAUACUGUAUGUACUAGUGAUGGGACCAUAUCAAGAAUCUGUUGUUUUCAUGGUGUUUAUACAUUAAAUUACAUGACCCUACUAUAUAAGUGCUGCCAUUAAAAUAUUUGGUUAGGUGAAAAUGUAAGAGAAGAUUUGUUUGUUGUGUUUAAGAAAAUGAGUUGCACUAUAUGGCCAAAGGUUUGUGGACACCUGAGCAUCACACCCUUGCGCUUUUUGAACAUCCUAUUUCAGAAUUAGUCCCCCUUUGUUAUUGUAAUUACCUCCACUCUUCUGGGAAAGCUUUCCAUUAGAUUUUGGAGUGUGACUGUAGGGAUUUGUCCAUUCAGCCAAAAGAACAUUAGUGAGGUCAGGCAAUCAUGUUGGGCGUGGAGGCCUGGGGCGCAGUUGGCAUUCCAGCUCAUCCCAAAAGUGUUCAGUGGUGUUGAGGUCAGGGCUCUGUGCAGACCACUCGAGUUCUUCCACUUUAGCCUUGGCAAACUGUGUCUUCAUGGACCUCGUUUUUUUGCACAGGAACAUUGUCAUGCUGGAACAUUUGGUUUGAUUUGGUUUCGGCUUCUUAGUUCCAGUGAAGGGAAUUUGUAAUGCUACAGCAUACAGAGACAUUCUAAACAAUUGUGUGUCUCCAACUUUGUGGCAACAGGUUGGGAAGGCCGAAAUGUGGGUGUGAAGGUCAGUUGUCCACAUACUUUUGGCCAUAAAAUUUAUGUUGUUUUAAAAGACUUGUAGCUUAAUCUAAGGUUGCACCUUUGUGUGACUUUAUUAUCUAUUCCAGAGUGCCAUAAGAGUAAAGGUUUCAAAUUUACUUGUACCUGUGCCAUAUUUGUAUACCAUCACCCCCUAAAUAUGUAAAGUACAUGUAGUGCCCCAUUCUCACAGUUACUAAUGCCAGAGCUGGUCAAGGACACGCUUUCUAAAAAAAAUACCUAAUGAUUGAAAUUCUUCAUAUUUAAUGUUGCGGUCAGCAAGUGAACAUUUGUAUGUAAGCAUUUGUCUUUUAAGUUCGGUUCAAAGUAAAUGGCAAAGCUCUGAUUACACCAAUGCGAAAAGCUAACUGAAAAAACUGUACUGAAACAGGACUGUCUCAACCGUGUCUCUAACCAUGACAACACGAGAACAAAUAUCUGCAUGUAUUUGCAGAAUAACAUUUCAGUGUGUCUGUGAGUCUGUCAAAUGGUAUUUGUUAUUGUAUGAGGAAUUCAAUAGUUAUGUUUAUUUCUUACAUAAUGUCGAACUUCACAAAUUGUGACAAUAUCUAUAAAUAUAUUUCCAAAAUGUAUCGUGUCAAAGAUUGGACAAGGAUGAAGUUAAACAAUUAUAAAGAAUAUUAAUAAAAUAGUAUUAUAAAAUGAUGACAACUAUUUUUUACAGAAAUAAAGUAAGAUAUAAGGUUAAUCAUAUGUCCAAAUAUAUUAUUCUAAAAGUCUAUGUGGAGAUCUAUCUAAAAUGUGUUGUAUCUGUAUUGUUAUUGAAUUUGUUUACAGUUAUUAAUUAGCCAGUGAGAGAACAUGAAAUCUUGAAAAAAAAACGUAAUGUUUCCAAAGUAGUAUUGAGUAUUUUAAGCACCUUAUUUAUAUUGUAAACUCAUUACUGGUAGUGGCUCAGUUACUAAAGACUUUUGUUAUACUUGUCGAAGUGUUAUUUGUGAAUCACCAUGUAUUUAACCUGCUUUGUUUUACAAAGUACAAAGUUAUUUUUAUAUUUUUAUUUUUCAUGUGAAACUUAACAUUUUAACAAAUGAAUAAAAUUAUGAAGAAUUAGACCUCAAAAUGUGUGGAGCAGUAAGUAAUCACUUUUGCACUUUGUAUUUUGAGAUUCUAUAGCCCUAGUGAACUUUACAUUAACAUGUACAGCAAUUGCACUUAUGAAAUUGGCAUAUACAUUUAUUUAAAAUCACUUACAAUAAGACCUAAAUAGCUGAUAGUGAUGCAUAAUUGAAUGUCUAACAACUGACCAGAAACAAGUCCAUUAUAGAUGUAGGAAGAACAACGACCCCACAAAUAGAAGGCUAAUUUACAGGUAGAAAAAUAACACACAUUAAUAGCAAGAAUACACAAAAUGUAAGGAAUAUAGGUUAUCAGUCACCACACAUACACUCAGACAGAGUGAGCUUCAUCUUCAUUUUUUAAAAUAAAUAAACCUGAGCAAUUCAUUUCACCAUCUCCAAACCAGCAGUGAAAGUCUGGUUCUGCAGCAGUAGGAUCGACAGACUGCUCACUAAUUUCUCUUUGUUUUCUAACCUUGUUUUUCAUAUGUAUUCUCACUCACUCACUUUCAGUAACUGCCUCAGUGUUGUAUUUUGUCACAGGAAAUCACAAUCUACCAUUAUCACAUA
Molecule: messenger RNA, 5650 nt
Organism: Pangasianodon hypophthalmus (striped catfish)
Lineage: Eukaryota; Metazoa; Chordata; Actinopteri; Siluriformes; Pangasiidae
Gene: chata
Product: choline O-acetyltransferase a
Exons: 15
Coding region: 546-2453 (635 amino acids)
Biological process (GO): acetylcholine biosynthetic process; neuromuscular synaptic transmission
Cellular component (GO): cytoplasm; neuron projection
Molecular function (GO): choline O-acetyltransferase activity
Source: RefSeq, a predicted model, not a curated record